CAACUUUGAACAAAUGGAAGUUUUGUGGAAGUUUCAGAAAAUAUUUGUAUAUAUAUAAGCAACACCAAGUCAACUCAGAAAGAAUAUCAAGAGUGGAAAAAUGGGAGAAGAAAACAAAGUAACUCUACAUGGAAUGUGGCUUAGCCCUUAUGUGAAGAGAGUAGAACUGGCUCUCAAAGUCAAAGGUAUACCUUUUGAGUAUAUAGAAGAAGAUCUGAGCAACAAAAGUCCAUUGCUACUCAAAUACAACCCUAUUCACAAGAAAGUCCCCGUUCUUGUUCACAAUGAGGAACCAGUAAACGAGUCCCUUGUCAUUCUUGAAUACAUCGACGAAACAUGGAAGAAUGGACCUCGACUCUUGCCAGAAGAUCCUUAUGAAAGAUCCAAAGUCCGAUUCUGGGCUGCUUAUAUUCAACAGGUGAUGGAGUGCAUGCUCAAGAUAUUCACAGCGGAAGACCAAGAAAAAGCCUGUGAGGAAUUUUAUGAGAAACUAGACGUGCUUGAGGAUGGAAUGAAGAAAAUGUUUCCAUGGGGCAGUCCUAAGAUUGAAGUGGGGAACAUAGGGCUCCUAGACAUCUUAAUCCUCGUAGCAUUUGGCGCAUGUAAAGCACAAGAGGAAGUGUUUGGAGUGAAAUUUUUGGAUCCACAGAAGGCUCCCCUGAUACACUCAUGGGUUAACACUCUACUUGAACUGGCUGUCCUUAAAGAAACUGUUCCCCCUCGUGACAAGGUGGUAUCGUUUCUUCGAGCUUUCAAAGAAAGAAGCGCUAGUGCUCAGGCUCAGUGAGCUUCUGUUUUCUUCCUACUGUGUUUGUACUAGUGCCAAAAGUUUCUCAUGGUUUCAUGUAAUUCUGCUGUGUAAUAAGGCUUAUGGCCAUCCGAUUUCUGUAGGCUGCUUUCAUCUGGUUGAAAUUUGAAGUACAUUGCUGAUAAGCACAUCUGCUA
Lycium ferocissimum is the source of this 945-nucleotide messenger RNA. Its product is annotated as glutathione S-transferase U9-like. The transcript has 2 exons. Gene Ontology annotation, biological process: glutathione metabolic process. Gene Ontology annotation, cellular component: cytoplasm. The coding region runs from base 101 to 787 and encodes 228 amino acids. Lineage: Eukaryota; Viridiplantae; Streptophyta; Magnoliopsida; Solanales; Solanaceae. Gene Ontology annotation, molecular function: glutathione transferase activity. The record is from RefSeq and is a predicted model, not a curated record.